Molecule: messenger RNA, 999 nt
Organism: Lodderomyces beijingensis
Lineage: Eukaryota; Fungi; Ascomycota; Pichiomycetes; Serinales; Debaryomycetaceae
Source: the annotation of a GenBank genome assembly
AUGAUAAGGACAAUCAAGCCCAAGAGCGCACGUUCCAAAAGAGCAUUAGCUAAAAAGGAAGCCAAGCUAGUGGAAAACACCAAAUCGGCAUUGUUUGUACCCGGUGCAACAGGGAACAAGCUCCUCCAUGAUGCCAUGUGCGAUUUGAUGGCGUUAAAGAAACCUUUUGCAAAGAAAUUUUCCAAAAAGAACGAGAUUAGACCGUUUGAAGACAACUCACAGUUGGAGUUUUUCGCUGAGAGGAAUGACUCCUCGUUGAUGGUUUUCUCGACACACAAUAAAAAGAGACCCAACACGUUGAUAUUCACGAGGUUUUUUAAUCACAAAGUAUACGACAUGAUUGAGUUGUCGAUCCAGCUGCUGAAUUAUAAGCUCAUCCAGGAUUUCAAAAAAUUGACCUUCACGAUUGGGUUGAAACCCAUGUUUGUUUUCAAUGGCCCUGCAUUUGACAGCCACCCCGUGUAUCAGCACAUCAAAUCCUUGUUUUUGGACUUUUACCGUGGCGAAGAUACCGAUUUGCAAGAUGUGGCGGGUCUACAAUGCGUCAUUGCGCUUUCGGUGGGGGAAAUCGAAGAUGUCAAUAACGAAAAAGAUCUACCCAUGGUGAACUUUAGAGUCUACAGACUCAAGACUUUCAAGUCGGGCCAAAAAUUGCCCAGAGUGGAAUUGGAGGAAAUCGGACCAAGAUUCGACUUUAAAGUUGGAAGAAGAGUCGAGCCAGCGCCAGAAGUGGAGAAGGAAGCUCAUCGCAAACCCAAGCAGCUCGAGCCGAAGGAGAAGAAGAAUGUCAGCACGGAUUUCAUGGGUGAUAAAGUUGCUCAAGUCCACGUUGGAAAACAGGAUUUGAGCAAAUUGCAAACUAGAAAGAUGAAAGGUUUGAAGGAAAAGUAUGACCAAGUCAGCGAGGGCGAAGAAGAGGAUGAUGAUGUAUAUGUUUCGGAUGAGGAGUAUUUUGCCAAUGAUGUAGAAGAACCUGAACCAAAGAGGCAAAGGAAAUAA